This is a messenger RNA of Anguilla rostrata (American eel), 2388 nucleotides long. Its product is annotated as immunoglobulin superfamily member 11-like. Gene Ontology annotation, cellular component: external side of plasma membrane. The transcript has 4 exons. Gene Ontology annotation, biological process: immune response; cellular response to lipopolysaccharide; negative regulation of T cell proliferation. The record is from RefSeq and is a predicted model, not a curated record. NCBI's taxonomy places the organism in Eukaryota, Metazoa, Chordata, Actinopteri, Anguilliformes, Anguillidae. The coding region runs from base 695 to 1915 and encodes 406 amino acids.
ACGUGUCAUCCAACAAGUUCGAAUUUGACUCAUCUGUCCAUAGUACAUUAUCCCAAAAUGCCUGGGGACCAUGCAGGUUCUUUCUUUUGCAAAUAUGAGAUAAGCAUUGAUAUUUCUCUUGGUUAGCAGUGGUUUCCACCUUGUUGCUUUUUCAUGAAUUCCACUUUUACCGAGUCUCUUUCUUAUUGUGGAGUCUUGAACACGGAUCGACGCUGAGGGGUGUUCUUUGGUGUUCGUCUGGUAUUUUUUCUAACUUCCUGGGUGAGUUUUCUUGGGAGAAAUUUUGGCAGACUGGCCACUCGUGUGAAGGGCAAACACUUUUUUACGGCAUUGUAUAUGCUUAUGAUUGUAUGUAUAAAAAAUAAAAAUAAAAAUAAAAACUGCCAUAUUGGUGGACAAAAAUUUGAUUUAAAUGAUUUAAACUAUAAAUUAUUCAUUCUUAUGCAUGAAUGGCCCAGUCCUGUGAGAUUUCCCUCUUAUGCAUGAAAGGCCCAGCCCUGAGAGAUGUCUCUCUUAUGCAUGAAAUGUCCAGCCCUGUGAGAUUUCCCUCUUAUGCAUGAAAAGUCCAGCCCUGUGAGAUUUCCCUCUUAUGCAUGAAAGGCCCAGCCCUGUGAGAUUUCCCUCUUAUGCUGACUGAACAUCCAACUUCUCUCUCCUAGCCCAGCUGGCAGUACCUCCAGUCUACUCUGUCCGUAUGUUUGUGAGCUUCGGCCAUUCCCUCACUCUUCCCUGCCAUGGAGCCCCCAGCAGGGAUGUGGAGUGGCGGUUUCAGCAGUAUGAGUUUCCUGACUGGCUGCAUGUGGCCGACCUCUACACCGGAGCCUUUUCUUCUGGAAACGGCUUCCGGGGACGCGUGGAAUCCUUCUACCUAACAGAGCCGGGAAACUACAGCCUCACCAUCAGUCCUGUGGUGUACAGUGACCUCGGCAUUUACAAAUGCCAGUACAUGAAUGAGACUGAGAUCCCUCUUUCAGAUGUGAAACUAGAAAUUAGAGUCCAAUCAAAUGUUUCUGUAGCGAUCGGAAUGUCCGCCAGUCUUCCUUGCUUUGGGAAAAUUAAUACACAAGCACAUGCUGAUGAUCUGGAUAUCCUCUGGAAGAGAGGCGGAGAGAACGUUUACCAGCUCCAUAAGAACACCAUCACAUAUGGGCCCGGGUUCGAGAACAGAGCUUCAGUUUCCCCAGAACAAGCCCUCUAUGGAAACAUGUCUUUAACCAUCAGACAGGCACGGUUUUCAGAUGAAGGCGACUACCAGUGCUUCUACAGCAGUCCAAAAGAGAGUGGGAAUCCAGAUUCUGCCAGUCUCUUUGUUACAGGCCACCCACCCCAGAACCUUACAGUGAAGGCCGGUGGUUUGCUCUCCAUACCGCUCUAUACCGCAGACCCAGUGAGGGUAACAUUCAGUGCAGGCCUUGGUUCAGAUGAGGUGCUGAUAUUCAAUGCAAAUAAAGGCCCAGCCAGAUAUGAGGAGCGUUGUGCUCAGAGAUGUGAGCUUCUGGCCCAGAACUACACCCUUUUGCUGAGGAGUGCGACACUGGAGGAUGCCGGAGUCUACAAGGUGACCGAUCCUGAGACUAAGAAGACUAUCGGCUCAGUCUCUUUGCACGUCUCAGCCCCUCCUCUCUCUACUGGAGCAGUGGCUGGGAUAGUGCUGGGAGUGCUGGUGGUGGUGCUGCUGGUGUUGGGGGCCUUUGCUUUCUGGAAGUACCGCAAAGAACAAAAGCGAGCAGAGCCUGUAGUUCGUUACCAAGCAGUCGGUGCUGAAGAUCAGAACAUAUCCAGCAGCAGAGCAGCAGACCCUUCUCCCACCAAUCCCCAUCUCCUCGUGUCCGAAUCGGAUCCUUCUCCCACCAAUCCCCAACUCCUCAUGUCCGAAUCGGAUCCUUCUGCCAAUGAACAGAGUGGUCAGACCUGAUUGAAAUGCAUGAGAAAAAGUCUUAGAGUGUGGAACUGCUAUGACAAUGUGCUGUACCUGUAGGGGAAUCUGCUGGUAUGAAUUUUAUUGGAUCUGACCAAACACGGAGAGGGACAGAGUGGAAGGGACAGACGCCCCUUCACCAAAAUUUCUAUUGGUAUUGAGUUUGUAGUGAGCAUACACACAUACCUCAGACACACAGACACAGGCCCCCUCAGUACUGUGGUGGAAAUUACCUUCAUUUCCCCCGGUUGGUAAGAAGAGUCCAACAGACGUACACACAAUAUUCAGUUCAGAUACCUUUAUUCGGGCGAAUAGGAGAAUCCACACAGCGCCACAACACGUCUGUAUGAAAGCUCUCAGAACAGGUGAAAAGCCAUUCAUUUUAUACAAUUAAAAGUAGGUGAAAGGCGGGUUCUGGAAUUUUCGCAAAACCUGUCUGUCUCAAACUGUUUUGCAGCUUGUCUAUGAUU